Patiria miniata (bat star) is the source of this 1095-nucleotide messenger RNA. RefSeq names its product adenosine receptor A3-like. The transcript is spliced from 2 exons. Lineage: Eukaryota; Metazoa; Echinodermata; Asteroidea; Valvatida; Asterinidae. Bases 1 to 1095 code for a protein of 364 amino acids. Gene Ontology annotation, molecular function: G protein-coupled serotonin receptor activity; neurotransmitter receptor activity. Gene Ontology annotation, biological process: G protein-coupled receptor signaling pathway, coupled to cyclic nucleotide second messenger; chemical synaptic transmission. Gene Ontology annotation, cellular component: membrane; dendrite. The record is from RefSeq and is a predicted model, not a curated record.
AUGACUGGACUGCUGUCAACCAACUGGACCGUUCCAGAAUCAACCUCCGACUUGUCAGCCGCUGCGCGCGCGACACCGGCCGCUUACUACAUCGUCGAAGGCAUCCUAGCUCUUUGCGGGUUCCUCGGUAAUUCCUUGGUCAUCCUCCUCUUUGCGUUGGAACCUAAGCUCCGCCUCACCGUAUCCAACAUUCACCUUGUCUCACUAGCCCUGAGCGAUUUGUUAAUGGGGACUGUCGCUAUACCCAUCCUCCUGGUUGCGUUACAGGGCCAUCCCCGUCAAUUCCCAUUCUGCCUGAUGCUUCUAUCGGUUGUCGUCCUAAUCGACACGGCGUCCGUUUUCGCCCUGUGUGCGAUGACGUUGGAUCGGUACUACUCCAUAACGCGGCCGUUGCAGUACAGCGUUAGGGUCACCAAGACGAGAGCUACGCUUGCGGCCUUGCUCGCUUGGUUGGUCGCCUGUUUGCUGGUUCUCCCAAUGCCGCUAGGGUGGCACCAUCAACCAUCUCAACCGCAAUGCUCCUUCGUGGAAGUCGUUAGCAUGCAGUAUAUGACGUAUGUGUUCUUCUCGUGCAUUCUGGUACCGUUUCUUCUGAUGUGUGGUGUGUACAUCCGACUGUAUGGCAUCAUACAAAAACAGCUCAAGCAAAUCCAAGCCCUUCAUGAAACCGGCCAACGUCUCCACGAACAAGAUCCAUCAAUAAGAGGAGAGACUUUGCAAACAGCUGUGAGCAGAAUUACAAGAAGGGUGAACCCACAAGACGUAGCCAGCAUCUCCAAUCUCGACAACUUCCACCGCAUCAAGCGAGAGGUCAAGACAGCGACGUUCUUCGCCUUCCUCAUGCUGUUUUUCUUCGUAUCGUGGAUGCCCAUAUCCAUCGUCGACGCUCUUCUGUAUUUCGGCGUGAGCGUCAGCCAGGCAGUCAUGAACACGUGCGUGGUGUUGUCGCACACGAACAGCGCGUUCAAUCCACUACUUUACGCACUCAAGGCCGAUUUCAGGGCGGCGUUUCGACAGCGGGUAUUUCUUGCGUGUCGCAGUCGCCACGGCGUGAAUGCUGUCGGUCCAACACGAGAAACUGUGCACAAUUUAUAG